Abrus precatorius (Indian licorice) is the source of this 3571-nucleotide messenger RNA. Its product is annotated as polyribonucleotide nucleotidyltransferase 2, mitochondrial. Gene Ontology annotation, molecular function: RNA binding; polyribonucleotide nucleotidyltransferase activity; 3'-5'-RNA exonuclease activity. Bases 80 to 3016 code for a protein of 978 amino acids. The record is from RefSeq and is a predicted model, not a curated record. Lineage: Eukaryota; Viridiplantae; Streptophyta; Magnoliopsida; Fabales; Fabaceae. Gene Ontology annotation, cellular component: chloroplast stroma; cytosol; mitochondrion. Gene Ontology annotation, biological process: mitochondrial RNA 3'-end processing; mitochondrial mRNA catabolic process. The transcript is spliced from 16 exons.
CACUUGUAGUAGUACCCUGUGUCUGUGUGGCUCCGUCCCGAGUGGUGAACGCUUCCAUCCCUUACACCAUACAAAGCCAAUGACGAGAGCCAAUCCACUCCUUCGCACCAUACCACACUUCCUCACAUGGCGAGCCCUUGGCUUCCGCACCAUUUGCUCCGGUCGGCUCGGCUUCGACGGAGCCAAGCCGCUCGAAACCUUCACCGAGGAAUUCGAAGUUGGCUCGCGCUUGAUCACACUCGAGACCGGUAAGAUCGCGCGCUUUGCAAACGGCGCGGUCGUUUUGGGCAUGGAAGACACCAAGGUCCUAUCCACCGUCACCUCCGCUAAAGGCGACGCCGUUCGCGAUUUCUUACCUCUCACCGUCGAUUAUCAAGAGAAGCAAUUCGCGCAAGGUGUGAUUCCGACGACGUUCAUGCGUAGGGAAGGUGCUCCUAGAGAACGAGAACUCUUGUGUGGAAGAAUCAUUGAUCGUCCAAUUCGCCCGUUGUUUCCUCAUGGAUUUUACCAUGAGGUUCAGGUAAUGGCGAGUGUUCUUUCUUCCGAUGGAAAACAAGAUCCAGAUGUGUUAGCAGCUAAUGCGACAUCCGCGGCGCUUAUGUUAUCGGAUAUUCCGUGGGGCGGUCCCAUCGGAAUGGUUCGAAUUGGUAGGAUAUGUGGACAGUUUAUUGUAAAUCCUACCAUGGAUGAGCUUAAACUAAGUGAUCUUAACUUGGUAUAUGCCUGUACGAAGGACAAAACUUUGAUGAUUGAUGUACAAGCUCGCGAGAUAUCUGAGAAAGAUCUAGAAGCUGGGUUAAGAUUGGCUCAUCCGGAGGCAGUUAAGUAUCUUGAGCCUCAAAUCAGUCUUGCUGCUAAAGCUGGUAAAUCUAAGAAGGAAUACAAAUUGUCUCUGCUGUCUGACAGAACACUGGAGAAAGUCAGAAAUGUGGCAGAGGCACCUAUUGAAGCUGUUUUUACUGAUCCUUCAUAUGGAAAGUUUGAACGCGGAGAAGCUUUAGACAAUAUUACACAAGAUGUAAAGAGAGUGCUUGAAGAAGAAGGGGAUGAAGAAAGCUUAAAAGUUUUGUCAAAGGCAGUAGAUACAGUGAGGAAGAAGGUGGUUCGUAAAAGAGUUAUCGCAGAAGGAUACAGAGUUGAUGGAAGACAACUUGAUGAAGUAAGGCCUUUGUAUUGUGAAGCUGGAUAUAUAUCCAUAUUGCAUGGAUCUGCACUUUUUUCCCGUGGAGAAACACAGGUCCUAUGUACAGUAACACUUGGUGCACCUACAGAUGCUCAACGCUUGGACUCUUUAGUUGGUCCUCCAACCAAGCGAUUUAUGCUUCAUUAUAGUUUUCCACCAUUCUGCAUAAAUGAAGUUGGUAAACGUACUGGUUUGAAUAGGCGUGAAGUUGGUCAUGGAACUCUUGCUGAGAAAGCACUUCUUGCUGUUUUGCCUCCUGAAGAUGACUUUCCAUAUACUGUUCGUGUCAACUCCGAAGUCAUGGCUUCAGAUGGUUCAACAUCAAUGGCAACUGUAUGUGGAGGUAGUAUGGCUUUGAUGGAUGCUGGCAUUCCCGUACGUGAACAUGUUGCUGGGGUUUCUGUGGGUCUUGUUAGUGAACUUGAUCCAUCCACUGGCGAAAUAACUGAUUAUCGUAUAUUGACUGAUAUUCUGGGCUUGGAAGACCAUCUGGGUGACAUAGACUUCAAGAUAGCUGGAACUCGAAAAGGAGUAACUGCUAUUCAGUUGGAUAUAAAACCAGCUGGAAUUCCUCUUGAUAUCAUAUGUGAAUGUUUAGAGCCUGCGAAUAAAGCCCGUCUUCAAAUUCUUGAUCACAUGGAACAGGAAAUUAAUGCACCUCGUAACAAGGAUGACAGCACUUCUCCACGACUAGCCACCUUAAAGUACAGCAAUGAUGCUCUUCGUCGCCUAAUUGGGCCAAUGGGUGUGCUAAAGAAAAAAAUGGAAGAUCAAACAGGUGUACGGAUGUCUGUGGGCGAUGGAACACUUACAAUAGUUGCUAAGAAUCAAUCUGAAAUGGACAAAGUACUAGAAAAGAUUGAUUUUAUUGUGGGCCGUGAAAUUGAAGUUGGCGGCGUCUACAAAGGAAUUGUCACUUCUAUAAAAGAAUAUGGAGCUUUUGUGGAGUUUAAUGGGGGCCAGCAGGGCCUUCUCCACAUUUCUGAGUUGUCACAUGAACCGGUAUUACGAGUUUCAGAGGUUGUCUCUGUUGGCCAGAAGCUUUCUUUGAUGUGCAUAGGUCAAGAUGUUCAUGGUAACAUCAAGUUAUCCCUUAAAGCAACUUUGCCUUGUCCUGGAGGAUUGGAGACUAAUGAUGGAGUUCAAGAAUCUAUUGCAUCUGCAAAAAAAACAGCCAAUGUUUGGGCACCAGUUUGGAAUGCAUCUAGUACACAAGAACAACAAAAUUCUACUUCUGAGUUGCCUAUGGGCAAACUUGAGAUGCGUGAAGCAAAAUCCCCAACCUCUCAAGUACCAGUAAUUUUAAUACGUAGUGCUGCAGAGUGUGACGAAGAGGAGAAAUCAACCAGCUUGAAUAAAGGUACCCAGGUAGAUAAUGGGGUACAAUUGGAUCACAAGUCAAAAUCUUGUCGAACUGAAAAUGUGGUUGAUUCCCCACCUAAGUCAAAAUCUCGUAGAUCUCAAGAUGUUAUUGAUUCUCCAUCUUCUCAGUCAGGUCCCUUGCCAUAUAAAAAUGUUAAGAAGUCAAAAGUUGCAAUGCAAAAAGAGUCAAAAUCUGAUUUUCAGAGCCCAGCAGGGGACAAGAAGGAAACAAAAGACAAGGAAUCACUAACUGCAAAAGAUCUGAAACUUGGGACAAAAGUAAGUGCCAAAGUUUAUCAAAUUCGUGCACAUGGGUUAGUGUUGGAUUUGGGUGGAGGACUCCGAGGAAUGUACCGAUUCGAGGAAAAUGGCAAAAAAGACUUCAAGAUAGGUGAUGUGAUGCAAGUUGUGUGCUCAAGCUUUUCUAGCAAGGGAAUUCCAGUAUUGUCUUCUUCUGUGGCUGAUACAUAACUUUCUAGUGGUAAAUAGUAAUUCCUUUCCCGAUAGAACCAAUGGAUUUAUACUGCCAAAAUCAUCAUUUGGAAAAACUCUUCCAGCAGUGUAAGCAACACCAAAGGUUUUAUUGGAAAUCUGGUUUCUGAUAGAGCCUAAUUAGAUCAAUGAGAUCCUGAAAAUAGUUGUUAAGCUGCUGGGAGUGCGUUGAUGGACUUUGGGAAUUUCUGCGCUGCUGUCCUUAGAUUAACGAUAUGAAACUUGAGAAAGCUGUUAGAAAAUGGGUCUUCGAGAUGCAAGUUUGUCAUCAUGACAGCCAUUUCACAAUAAGACAUUGAGUGGUGAACUUCCAUUUGACCGGCUGAUAUUUAGUUGUUAGUUAUGCAUUGUAUCUGAUAGAUGUUAGCUGUCAUUCUUGAUUUGAAGUAAAGUAGAUUUAAUUUUGAUGAAAUUGAUUUUGAUCUAUUGAAUGUCAUCAAGAUUCGUGUAUAAAUUAAUAUGAACUAUAUAUUUUUUGUUUUCAGAAAGUGUGUUCUAAUAAAGUUAAGUAGCAUCAAUAUUGAUGAAAUUUAU